Moneuplotes crassus is the source of this 883-nucleotide messenger RNA. The record is from the annotation of a GenBank genome assembly. NCBI's taxonomy places the organism in Eukaryota, Ciliophora, Spirotrichea, Euplotida, Euplotidae.
GAAUUUAAAAGGCAAGAUUCAUAUGCUGUUGAUCUCAAAGUAUGUUCAGGCUAUCUGAAUGCUGACUCUGUACUCUUUGGGUCAAACCAUGGGAUAUCUUUGGCUAGUAGCCAAAGGGAUGAAUUGGGCAAUUUGGAUAUAUGGUGUCACUUCCUUUCUUUAUUUUUGAUACUCUGUGUGAUGAGAAAGGUGUCAUGGAGGAUGCAAAACUUUACUUGUAGAGACAGGAUUAAGUAUUAUGACAUAUCUGAUAGGACUAUUGGUUCUGAAAUUUGAACCAUUUCUUUUGAAUACAUUAUUUUUCGAUUUAAAACUGUUCUUCAUUUCUACCAAUAUUUGGUGGCUAGUAGCAGUUGCUAAUUUUCUUUUUGGCAAAAGGUUUUUGAUGGAAGGUGAUUGGUAUUUAAUAUUGCCAGGUAUAAUGAUCUUGUCCCGUACGACUCUCUUGAGCCCCUCUUUCUAUUACCCGAGUUUAAGUAUGAUUCAAGCUUUUUAUGUGUUUGCUUCUCAUUACGUAGGGCUCUUUGUAGUUUCAAUGCAAGAAACACGCGGUUCUCGGUUCUUCUUGCCUAGACAUAUGAGAUUAACUAAUUAUGAUCUCAUGAUACACACUUAUGCAAAAUCUUCGAGUAAGGAUCUAGUCCCAGAUUGAAGCAUUUGAUUGAAUCCUCUGGACCGUCCUGAGUUGGAAUACAAGAGCUCAUGGGCUGAUAAUUGGAAAAGUUAUCCAGACGGAACUUACAUUUUGGUUCCUUGAGAACACAUGUACCACCCAAACUGCCUACUCAAAAGACUUAGCCAAAACAACGAGCGUUGAAUUGUUUGCCAAUGGCGGUUAGUAAAAGAAACUUUUGAAGACUAGAUAACGAAUGCUGAAGACAUG